This is a messenger RNA of Emiliania huxleyi CCMP1516, 1985 nucleotides long. RefSeq lists its product as hypothetical. Lineage: Eukaryota; Haptophyta; Isochrysidales; Noelaerhabdaceae. The coding region runs from base 1 to 957 and encodes 318 amino acids. The transcript has 7 exons. The record is from RefSeq and is a predicted model, not a curated record.
AUGGUCACAAACUCCACCCACAGCACCCAGCUCGCGGACAUCUUCUUCCGCGCCGACAAGGUGCUCAGCGAGGCGGACCUCGCGCGCACAAACGAGCUGCGGCGCACCUACCGGCAGUGGCGCAGCGGCUCGUCGGUCGAGCCGCACGCAGACCCGCUGCAGGCCAAGCUGAGCGCGAGCACGGAGGAGACGCGGUCGCGCGCCAAGAUGCGGCGCGUAAAGACGUACGGCCAGCUCGGCUCAGCCUCGGGCUCGGAUACCUCCUCCACAUCGCCUCCGCCGUCAGAGGCGCGCGCAGACACGCCUCGCUCAGGGCUUUGGCGCGGCCGCGUCCCCGCGAGCGGGAUGCUCGUCUCGGUCUUUCCGUCCUCGAACGAGUCGUGGCUCUACGUGCUCAUGAACGGCGAGUUUGGAGUGCCGUUUGAGAUUGGGGUGAGCGACAAGGGGGUCAUCUACGGCAAGCUGCAGUUCCGGCAAAAGAUGCAGCAGUGGGUCCUGCUGCGGGUUGAGCCGCGCGAGUGGCAGUCGCUGCAGCUCGAGGGUGAUGCUCGACGCGCAGCUGCCCAUCCGAGAGGCGGCGGUGCAGCGCGACGUCAAGGCGAUCGGCGCGCGGCCGUCGCGCAAAGAGGCGGCGCCCAAGGCGGCGCGCAAGAGGCCUCAAAAGGGCGCGGCCGCCGCCCCGGCCGCCGCCCCCGCCGCCGCCCCCGCCGCCGAGGCGGGCGGCGGCGGCGGCGGCGGCGGGCGCAGCAGCUCGAAAAAGCCAAAGAUCGAUCCGGGGACGGCGCAGUGGGCGAGCCAGCGCCCCCCCGCGGGCGCAGCGACGGUCGCCGCCGGGCAGGGGGUGCUUCCCACGGGGCCGUCGAGCUCGGCCGACGGCGCAGGGGGCGCCGCCACGCUGGGCGCGGGCGACGCGGCGAUGCGGCAGCUGCUGCAGUCGGUGCUGCGGCCGCAGGCUAACGGGAUGCCCCCGUCUCGCUCGACGAUUGAGCUGCUGCAGUACCUCGAGGGCGCGGCCCAGAGGACGAUGCAGGGGCAGGGGCAGGGGGAGGGUGGCGAGGGCGGGCCGGUGAUGCCCGCCGUCCCCUCCUCCAACUCGUUCGCCUCGCUGAUGAGCUUGCUCAAGAGCUCAAACUCGCUGCAGCACCUCGCCGAGCAAGCAGAGGCGGGCGGCGCGCCGGCGCCGGGCACGUCCGAGCUCAACCUUGCGGCGCUCUGGUCGGCGGCAUCGAGCAGCGACAUGGGAGCGUCGGGGAGCAUGCCGCCGCCGUCGGUGCUUCCGUGGUCGGGGGGACGGCGGAACUCGUGGGGCAGCCUCACCGGCGCGCCGUCGACGGACGAUUUGGCAGAGCUGACGGCGCUGGCAAACGGGCUCAAGGAGUCGCCGUCGGUGACGUCGCUGAUGGAACUGGUGCGGUCGAGCUCGGCGGCGUCGCUGCUCGACCUCGUCGGCCAGCCCAACGGCAGCGCGACCAACAUCGCCGGCCUCGAGUGAGCCGCCGCCCGCCGCCCGCGGCCGGCCCUCUGUGACUCUACUGCCGACUCCCAUGCCGCGAUCCCAUGCCGCGUCGUGCCCAUGCCCACGUCCAAGUCCUCGCCCGCGCCGUCCGCGUCCGCUCCCGCGCCACUCCCCUGAGGAGUCGCCAGCACAGCCGCCGCCGGCGCACCGCCGCCGGCUGGCUGUGGACACCGAGCCCCCGCCCAUGUCGUGAGAGAAGCUCUGAGGCGGGGGCGAGUGCGCUAUUGUGUGUGCGCCCGAGCCCGGCAACAGCGAGCGCCGCGCCCAGCGCGGCGCUGCGGCCUGGCUGCCGGGCGUGGGCGGGUGUGUCUACUGCUGGGGGGCGGGCGGGUCUCGGAGCCCCAUCGCGGCGCCCGUCUGCGCGGCCGCGGUUCGGCUCUGAGUGACGCGGCGCCGCCCGUCCCCACUGUGACAGCUUUCUUCUCGUCUUGGGUCCGUACCUUCGUUGUUGAGUUAUGUGUUUGCGCCG